This is a messenger RNA of Ipomoea nil (Japanese morning glory), 450 nucleotides long. RefSeq lists its product as uncharacterized. The record is from RefSeq and is a predicted model, not a curated record. Lineage: Eukaryota; Viridiplantae; Streptophyta; Magnoliopsida; Solanales; Convolvulaceae. The transcript has 2 exons. Bases 1 to 450 code for a protein of 149 amino acids.
AUGACAUAUAUCUUAAAACGAGCUGGCAUGACAGACUGUAAACCUUUAGCCACUCCUAUAUCUGUUUCAAAACCCACUACUGUCUCCAAUGCUGCUUUAUAUGAUGAUGCCACACAGUAUAGAAGUCUGGUCGGUGCUUUACAAUAUCAUACAGUUACCCACCCAGAUUUGUCCUUUGUAAUGAAUCAGAUGUGUCAGCGCAUGCAUGCGCAUACAGUCUCACAUUGGGAGCAGUUGAAACGCGUUCUAAGGUAUGUAAAGGGAACUAUCACUUCUGGUUUGCGGAUUCGGCAAUCAGUAUCCAGAGAAUUACAUGCUUUCUCAGAUUCUGAUUGGACUAGUUGUCCUGAAGAUCAUAAAUCAACUAGUGAGAAACAACGAACUGUUGCUAGAUCAUCUACUAAAGCUGAAUAUAAAGCUUUACCAGUUGUCUGUGCUGAGGUCAUUUAG